Messenger RNA from Sinocyclocheilus anshuiensis, 1929 nucleotides. RefSeq names its product annexin A3-like. The coding region runs from base 337 to 1293 and encodes 318 amino acids. The transcript is spliced from 14 exons. Lineage: Eukaryota; Metazoa; Chordata; Actinopteri; Cypriniformes; Cyprinidae. The record is from RefSeq and is a predicted model, not a curated record. Gene Ontology annotation, cellular component: plasma membrane; vesicle membrane; nucleus. Gene Ontology annotation, molecular function: calcium ion binding; phosphatidylserine binding; calcium-dependent phospholipid binding.
CUGUAGGUAGCACUUUCAAAGCAAAGUCUAAGUUUGAUUAACAUAACUUUACAUCUGCUUUUGAUAUACAUUCGAAGUAAGUAUAUAUUAGAGAUACAGAAGGCGGUGUGAUUGCUGCAGUCGAUCAGGAGUCGAUCGAUCGAUAAUUAUAGGAGUUUUUGUCAAAGCUUAUUUUACUGAUAUCACUGAGUCUUUAAAAUCUGUUUCUGAGGGCGAGACGUUUACCUUUUUUUGCAUAUAAAAAGAGUGAAAAUGAAAAACAAUGUAGGCUAGGCUACCUUAUGCAUUCUGAACUGUAAAUUGAUGAAUUGUUUAUCACAGUAGAAUCCAUCAAAAAUGUCGGACUUGUGGGAAGACUUGCAAAGUGUUGCGAAUGCUGCUCCUGCUGCAUUCACAGCAGCGCCAGGAGAGAGAGGCACCAUUAAAGCCAAAGCUAACUUCAAUGUCAGUGAAGAUGUUGCAGCUCUCCGUAAAGCAAUGGAAGGCAUAGGUACAACUGAGAAGACAUUGAUAGACAUACUGACUCACAGGAGCAGCAGUCAGAAGCAGGCUAUUUCAAAGGCAUAUGAAGAAACCACAAAUAGGAUUCUUGUAAAUGACUUGAAAGGCGACACUCAGGGCAACUUUGAAAAUCUGCUUGUUGCGCUCGCAAGACCGCCUGCAGUCAAUGAUGCUAAAUGGCUAAUUAAAGCAAUGAAAGGGACUGGGACAGACAACAGCAUCCUGAUAGAAAUACUUGCCUCACGGACAAAUAAACAGAUCAAGGAACUGUCUGCCGCAUACGCUGAGGAAACAAAGAAAACGCUGAUACAGAAGCUAAAGACAGAGGUUUCAGGGGAUUUUGGCAAAGCCAUCCUACUGCUUGCCGAGGGUGCGAGGGAUGAAAGCACCAAUGUGAAUGCAGACAAGGCUAGAGAGGAUGCAAAGUGGUCCAGCAUCCCUCACCUGAGACAAACAAUACUGGAAUAUAAAAACAUCAGUGGCAAGACUUUGCAGAAGAGCAUUGAGAAGGAAAUGUCUGGAAACUUGGAGGAACUGCUGGUUGACAUUGUAAAAUGUGUGAUGAGUACUCCUGCAUACUUUGCUGAAAAAGUCUACAAAAGCAUGAAGGGAGCAGGUACAGAUGAAACCACUCUGACCAGAGUAAUGGUCAGCCGUGGAGAGAUUGACAUGCUGGACAUCAGAGCUGAAUUCAAGAAGCUCUAUCAGAAUUCACUCUUCAAGGAAAUAAGUUCUGAUGUGUCUGGCAACUACGGUGAUUGCUUGAAUGUGAUUUGUGGAGGAGAAGACUAACCCAGAAAUGCUACUAAAGAUGUCUUGUUUAGUUAUUUUGCAGUGGGUCAAUCCGAUGUCUGCUAAAUUAAUAAAUGUAAAUUUAAUAGAUUUUUUAAAGCUAAAUUACUCAUAAGGCUUUAAUGGCAAGUAAAAAAGCUAAUAGACAACAUGAUUUAGAAAAUUGCAAUGUUGCAGUUCUGAUAAAUCAGUAUCAGCUAUGAAUAUUCCUGCAUUUCAAUGAGUUUAUUCAAAUGAAAAAUAUAUUUCAGCAUAUUACCUUUUUGUCAUUUUGUCCUUCAGAUAUUAUGUGGAUCAGCAAAGUGUUUUUACAUGUUGUCUGGGCAAAAUAUAGUAAAAUACCACUUAUUGAUUUCUUAAUAAUUGGCCUAAAUGUCAAUCUGUUCUUUCCAUGUCUGUUUCUGCCUCUGUCAUUUAAUUGAAUUUACCUGCCGCACUUUAAUGAUCUCAGUAUUGAUGGCAGUUUGCCAGACGUAAAUGUCAUUAAGAAAAACGUCUGUGAGACUCCAAGAGCCUUUUUGCUUUAAUUUUCACCUUCUAAAAAGCCUUUACUCUGUCCAUAUGGUUCCUGCUUGAGCUGUUUAUUCUGACCUUUACCCCUUUCAUUGCACAUUUUAGAUUAAAUUGUAGCCAGAU